Ziziphus jujuba (common jujube) is the source of this 3161-nucleotide messenger RNA. RefSeq names its product general negative regulator of transcription subunit 3. Gene Ontology annotation, cellular component: nucleus; CCR4-NOT core complex; P-body. The record is from RefSeq and is a predicted model, not a curated record. Gene Ontology annotation, biological process: regulation of DNA-templated transcription; nuclear-transcribed mRNA poly(A) tail shortening. The coding region runs from base 521 to 2932 and encodes 803 amino acids. NCBI's taxonomy places the organism in Eukaryota, Viridiplantae, Streptophyta, Magnoliopsida, Rosales, Rhamnaceae. The transcript has 16 exons.
UUUUUUUUUUGGGGGAAAAUCCUGAGAGCAGUCGAGCCCUAAAAACACACACACUUUUUCACACAGGGACUGUAUCGCAUACUUGUUUGCUGUAUUGUCCGCAAUAAAUUUAAAAUCCAAAAUCUUUUAAUUAAUUCGUAAAACCCUUAUAGAUUUAAGGGGUUUGGUAAUUGGAUGAGCAAUCUCUGCACAAAAAUUCGUGAUUUAAUUCUGUGCUGCGUGGUUGAAUAAUGGGGGCGAGUCGGAAGCUUCAAGGUGAAAUCGACCGCGUUCUCAAGAAGGUCCAGGAAGGCGUUGACGUCUUCGAUAGUAUAUGGAACAAGUUCGGUAGGUUUACGACACCGACAAUGCCAAUCAGAAGGAGAAGUUUGAAGCCGACUUAAAGAAGGAAAUCAAGAAGCUCCAGAGGUAUAGGGAUCAGAUCAAAACUUGGAUUCAGUCCAGUGAGAUUAAAGAUAAGAAGGUUAGUGCCUCUUAUGAGCAGGCUCUGGUGGAUGCUCGCAAGCAGAUUGAGCGUGAGAUGGAAAGAUUUAAAAUUUGUGAAAAAGAGACUAAAACAAAAGCCUUUUCCAAAGAAGGGUUGGGCCAACAGCCUAAAACGGAUCCAAAAGAGAAGGCCAAAUCAGAGACAAGGGAUUGGUUGAACAAUGUGGUUGGGGAGUUGGAGUCUCAGAUUGACAAUUUUGAAGCCGAGCUUGAGGGUCUAUCUGUUAAGAAAGGAAAGACGAGGCCUCCUCGACUGACACAUCUGGAGACAUCUAUUACUCGGCAUAAGGCUCAUAUUAUGAAGUUAGAACUGAUCUUGAGGUUAUUGGAUAAUGAUGAAUUGAGUCCUGAGCACGUGAAUGAUAUCAGAGACUUCUUAGAAGACUAUGUGGAACGUAACCAGGAGGAUUUUGAUGAGUUUAGUGAUGUCGAUGAGCUGUAUAGUUCCUUACCAUUGGACAAAGUGGAAUCGCUUGAAGAUCUUGUUACAAUUGGCGCUUCUGGUCUUGUUAAGGGUACACCAAUUAUUGGCCUGAAAACUACUUUAGCAGCAUCAGCAACUCAAGUUCCUGCUGCUGUCAUUUCUAGUCAACAGAGUACUGUUCAAGAAUUGAUUGAAGAUACAGCAUCCCAAGAUAGUAAUUCUGAUACAAUUGCCAGAACACCACCUUCCAAAAGCAGUGGUUUGGGCUCUUCUCUUGCAACAACUCCUGCUGGGAAUCAUUCAUCUAUGCCUAUGAAUGUUCCACCUCAUAAUUUGUCCAGUGUUUCAACCGCUCCAACGAUCCUUCCAGGUUCAAGUUCUGCUCGUGUCACAGAGAGCACUGGAGCCACCAAUUCUUCGUCUCCUGUAAAUCUAUCUGUCUCUGUUAAGGAAGAAGAAAUCACAAACUUCCCUGGCCGUAGAUCAUCUCCUUCUCUUUCUGAUAGUGGACUUGUAAGGGGCAUUGGUCGAGGUGGACUCUCCAGUCAACCACCAUCUAGUAUGCCCCUUAGUCCUGGCAAUAUAGUUCCUGGCAGUGGUGCCCUUGGAACAGUUCCUUCUGCGUCUGACAUAGCAAAGAGAAACAUGUUGGGAGCUGAUGAGAGACUUGGAAAUAGUAGCAUGGUGCAGCCUCUUGUGUCCCCUUUAAGUAACAGGAUGAUCUUGCCUCAGGCUGCCAAGGCUAGUGAUGGAACUGGCUCAGUUGAUUCUGGUAAUGUUGGUGAGGCUGCUACUAUGGCUGGAAGAGUUUUUUCUCCUUCUGUGGUCUCUGGCAUGCAAUGGAGGCCAGGAAGUUCCUUUCAAAACCAAAAUGAAGCGGGCCAGUUUCGUGGAAGAACUGAAAUAGCACCUGACCAAAGGGAGAAAUUUUUGCAGAAACUCCAACAAGUGCAGCAACAAGGUCAUAGUCCCCUUCUUGGCAUGCCUCCUCUUGCUGGGGGAAAUCAUAAGCAGUUUUCUGCACAGCAGCAAAACCCACUGUUGCAACAGUUUAAUUCUCAGAGUUCAUCUGUCUCUCCUCAAGUGGGAUUAGGACUUGGAGUCCAAGCCUCGGGUAUUGGAACUGUUACAUCCACAACCUUACAGCAGCAGCCAAGUUCCAUCCAUCAACCUUCUAAUCAAAUGGCAUUGGUCUCAAGUGGGUUGAAAGAAGCUGACGUUGGUCACUCAAAAGUUGAAGAGCAGCUGCAACCAAAUAUUUCUGAUGAUUCAACUACUGACACUGUUCCUAGUUCUGGGAUUGGAAAGAAUGUCAUGAAUGAGGAUGACUUGAAAGCUUCAUAUACGAUUGAUUCUCCAGCUGGUGUUUCUGGCUCUUUAACGGAGCCUGUGCAAGGGCCACGAGAUAUUGAUCUCUCUCCUGGGCAACCUUUGCAGGCCAAUCAGUCUUCUGGUAGCCUUGGUGUUAUUGGCCGAAGAAGUGUUUCUGACCUUGGUGCCAUUGGUGACAACCUCACUGGAUCAGCUGCUAAUCCUGGGGGAAUGCAUGACCAGUUAUACAACUUGCAGAUGCUCGAGGCUGCAUAUUACAAACUUCCACAACCCAAAGACUCCGAACGUGCAAGGAGUUAUACUCCGCGGCACCCUGCAAUAACUCCUCCUAGCUACCCCCAAGUACAGGCACCCAUUGUUAACAAUCCGGCCUUCUGGGAACGAUUGGGUAGUGAAGCUUAUGGAACUGAUACCCUGUUUUUUGCAUUUUAUUAUCAGCAGAACACUUAUCAACAGUAUUUGGCUGCCAAAGAGUUAAAGAAGCAAUCUUGGAGAUAUCACAGGAAAUAUAACACAUGGUUUCAGCGACAUGAGGAGCCUAAAGUUGCCACUGAUGAGUUUGAGCAGGGAACUUACGUCUACUUUGAUUUCCAUAUUGCCAAUGAUGAUCUACAGCAUGGAUGGUGCCAAAGGAUCAAGACCGAGUUUACCUUCGAGUAUAAUUAUCUUGAAGAUGAACUUAUCGUAUAGAAGAUGUGAAGUGGAUGCUACUACAAUUCGAUUGUCUUGUUGAUUUGCUUGUUUGAGUUGUGCAAGCUAAGCUUGAUAGUUCUUUUGUAAGUUUAUUUUUGGAGAAUUGUUUUACUUUAUUUUUAUUUUAUUUUAUUUGUUAUCUAACACUGUGUACUCACAUUCUGGGGGUCAGAAUGAUUAUGAACUCUGGAAUGCUUUUUAGUAGCAAUUCCCGCCAGCUUUCAAC